Echinococcus granulosus is the source of this 3552-nucleotide messenger RNA. RefSeq lists its product as hypothetical. Lineage: Eukaryota; Metazoa; Platyhelminthes; Cestoda; Cyclophyllidea; Taeniidae. The record is from RefSeq and is a predicted model, not a curated record. The transcript has a single exon. The coding region runs from base 1 to 3552 and encodes 1183 amino acids.
AUGAAAAUGGAAAGCCGAAAUCACGGAGAUCGCGGAGAAAGCAAUCUUAAUAGCAAACUCGCGGAUUGCCUGGAGCCAAUACAGUCAUGUGUCUCAAAUGCGAACAACGCAAAUACAUGUGCUACGAAUAAAGACCAAGGACGAGGCAACAUUGAUGCAGAGAGCGUAAAACGAACUGUUGCACAGUUGAAGACAAGUGUGGGCGAGAUUUCGCGUGUAGUGUGCGCGCAAGCGUCUACUGGAGAGGGAAGAAUUUUGAAGGAGAUCCGCGAUAUAAAAAUGCAAUUAUGUGAUUUAAAUAAGAAUUUGCGAGGGCAAGUGAACAGCACGGCAGAUGGGAGUGCACCCACUACUGAAAAUAUAACCCAGAACGAUCAAACAGAAAGUGCUGCUCCAAAUGAGGAAGUAGUGGAUGCUCCAGAGCCUACUGAUACCAAUCUAGUUGGUAAUCCUACGCUGAUAAACAUGCAAGAGACAGUGAGGACACUUCAGUGUAAACGGGAUGAAAUUUCAUCUGAUGAGAUCAAUGAAAUGUUAACUUCGGUGCUAAAUGAUAUAUACAAACUCUUGGGUUCGCAAGGGAAUGACGAAGUGGGUAAGGAGCCGAUAGAUGAAGAAAAUAAAGCUGUAGACUGUGCUACAGACCAAGAGCCACUUAAGCCCACCUCCCAAUUGAACAAAGCAUCAGCAUGCCUUCAAAAACAAAUUAAAUGUAUCAAAUCAGAUGCGACAUUUCAAGACUGUGAUCUCGAAUCAAGCAUACGCUGCACAUUGGCGAUGCUGAAGGAUAUUAUUUCAACAGAUCGUCCGGAUUCAAAUAAAUUAGGAAAAAUUAAUAAGACGCUGAAGUCCCUUGCCUGUGAACUAAAUAGACAGGGUGGAAAAGGCUCACAAAUAGCAGCUGAGAUAAAUGAACUCCAAAAAUUCAUGCUAAACAAUGGGGAAUCGAAUGCCAAUCCGAACAACCCUAACAACUCCGAUCAAUGCUGUGCCGAUCUGUCCGAAACACUGCAAAUGGCUCAGAUUAUUAAGCAACUUCAGGGGAUCGUUCAAUGCAGCCAACCAGAUACAGCAUUCCCGGAUUGUGGAUUUGAAGCCAAUCUUUCAUUCCUAAUGGACAAGUUGAUGGAAAUUAUUCAAUCAUAUGGGUGCAAUUCCAAGCCGCUGGAGGAGAUAACAAAACUGAUGACAUGCCUCGAAAGCGAAGUGUGCAAACAGCGUCCAUGCGAGUCUGAAGUCGUAGCGAAAAUCCAUGAGGUCCAGCAAAUGCUCAACCCGAGUGACCAGUGCUAUUCCAACCAAUUUGACGCGUGCCAAACCAAUGCCAACCAAUGCGGGGCCUCACUACAGGCGACACCUGAACUGUGCAAUAUUAUAAAGCAAAUGCAAAACCUCAUCAAGUGCCUCAAACCGGAUGCGCAAUUCUCGGGUUGUGACUUACAGUCGACUAUUAUGUGCAUGCUGGGGAUUCUGAAGGCAAUCAUUCAGUGCGCGGAUUCUAGUGCACUGGAGAGGAUAACAAAUAUGUUGAAGUGCUUGGAAAGGGAACUUUGUAAACAGUCUGAAGCUGCAUCAGCGCUUUUAUCGAAGGUGCGUGAGAUUCAACAAAUGCUAAACAGGGGAAAUGGAUGCGGCGGCUCCAAUCAGCAACACGGUGCCUUCCAAUGCGGUAACGAUCAACGCGGUUCUUCUCUAAAGCCAACACGUCUUUUGACUUGCUUGGUCAAGCACAUUCAAAAUGUCAUCCAGUGUGUGAAACCAGACCUGCAAAUCCCAAAUUGUGACUUAGAAUCAACUCUCCUAUUCUUACUUAACCAACUGAAGGAAAUUAUUCAGUCAGGAUCCGCCAAUCCCAAGGCCUUGGAGAAGGUUCCAAAGAUGAUGCACUGCCUGGAAUCAGAGUUGUACAAUCAGGGUCAAGGUAAAUCCGCUAUUGUAGCAAAAGUUCGUGAAAUUCGACAGUUGCUGAAUGGUGGAUCGAGCUGUGGGCCCUCGAACAGGCAAUCCGACGUUAACCAAUGCGGUACCACACUACAAGCGACACCUGAACUAUGUAAUAUUAUAAAGCAAUUACAAAGUCUCAUCAAAUGUCUUAAACCGGAUGCACAACUCGGUGGUAGUGACUUACAAUCUACUAUCAUGUGCAUACUGGAAGCUCUAAAGAUGAUCAUUCAGUGUGCCGAUUCCAGUGCACUGGAGGGAGUAGGAACUAUAUUGAAGUGCUUGGAAACUGAACUCUGUGAACAGCGUGAAGCCUCAUCGGAGCUUUUAUCGAAGAUGCGUGAGAUUCAACAAAUGCUAAACAGGGGAAAUGGAUGCGGCGGCUCCAAUCAGCAACACGGUGCCUUCCAAUGCGGUAACGAUCAACGCGGUUCUUCUCUAAAGCCAACACGUCUUUUGACUUGCUUGGUCAAGCACAUUCAAAAUGUCAUCCAGUGUGUGAAACCAGACCUGCAAAUCCCAAAUUGUGACUUAGAAUCAACUCUCCUAUUCUUACUUAACCAACUGAAGGAAAUUAUUCAGUCAGGAUCCGCCAAUCCCAAGGCCGUGGAGAAGGUUCCGAAGAUGAUGCAAUGUCUGGAAUCCGAGUUAUACAAUCAGGGUCAAGGUAAUCCUACUCUUGCAGCAAAAGUUCAAGAGAUUAAACAGUUGCUGAAUGGUGGAUCGAGUUGUGGGACCUCGGGUGGACAAGCCGAUGUUAACCAAUGCGGUACCUCAUUAAAGGCGACACCUGAGCUAUGCAGAAUUACAAAUCAGUUGCAAAGUCUCAUCAAAUGUCUUAAACCGGAUGCACAACUCAGUGGUUGUGAUUUACAGUCGGCUCUCAUGUGCAUGCUGGAGACACUGAAGACGAUCAUUCAGUGCGCGGAUCCUGGCGCAGUGGAGAGGAUAGGAACUAUGUUGAAGUGCUUGGGAAGUGAACUCUGCAAACAGUAUGAAGCUGCAUCAGCUCUUUUAGCCAAGGUGCGUGAGGUUCAACAGCUGCUAAACCAAGGCAGUGCGUGUGGAAGCUCAAAUCAGCAACGUGGUGCUGGUCCCUGCGAUUCAUCAUCACUCAGAGAGACACCUAAUCUGCGCUGUUUGGUGCCAGAACUUCAAAAGAUUGUCCAAUUCCUGAAACCAGACAUUCGAUUUAAGAGUUGUGAUUUAGAGUCAACAAUUUUGUGCUGCCUAAAAAUUUUGCAAGACAUUCUCCAAUGUCAAGGUCUCCAGCCAUCUGUUAUGGGGAAGCUUAAGAAAAUUUUGGAUUCCCUUGAAUGUGAGGUGUGUGAGCAGGGCCUAUUUCAAUCGAAUCUUUUGACUUCCAUCUGCGAGGUCAAGCAAUUGGUCUGUAAUCAAAAAUCUGGUUCUGAACAGGUAUGUGGUGGUGAAAGCUUGGAAGAUGUUGUCGGAAGGACUGUGAAAACAAUGGACGAAUGCAUUCGAGAAUUGGAAUAUGUUCUCCGUGAUUUCGUGGGCAAUGACACAUGUGGGCAAAACGAUAGAGACUUUUGCUUCAAUGGGAAUAACAACUUUCAGAAAAGAGACGACUUGCUUUUUCCCCAGAAUUGA